GCUUCAUCAGGACCCCUGAUAUCAUCACUUUAGGGGCUCACUCCACACUGUGGCCAUGGCAGAUAUGUCAAUACCUUUAAAUUCACUGCAAUUCAACAAUAUGAUGAGGGAGGAAAAUGUUGAUCCCCAAAACAGGGGGACAGCCUUAUCUAGACCAAUAACAGAGACAAGAGAAGAGGUCCAAAUGCUGCAUUCUCAUGUACAGCUGCCUAUAGUCGCAACUUCAGCCUCCGACCCUGGAGGGACACCCACAGAGCUGAUGACAUCCCCAGCCUUUGACACCAUGUCCACACCUCUUAUGGGAGCACCAAACUCUGGAGCAUUGUCCCCAUCACUACUGCCCUCCUCAGACUCUGGAACAAUGUCCCCACUGCUAAUGCCAACUUCAGACUCUGGGGCACUGUCCCCAUUGCUAAUGCCAGCUUCAGACUCUGGGACACUGUCUCCACUACUAAUGCCAGUCUCUGAUUCUGGAACAUUGUCCCCAUUGCUGUCCACUUCAGACUAUGGCUUAAUGUCCCCAGGGAUGAUGACAAUUCCUGACUUUGGAACAAUGUCCACAGCACUAAUGGCAGCACCAGAUUCUGCAGAGAUAUCACCAUUGGCAAUGCCAGCUCCAUCCUCUGGAGUGAUGUCUACACCUAUAAUGAGCGCCUCAUCCUCUGAAGCAAUGUCCACACCAUUAAUGCUAGCCCCAGAUCCUGGAGAAAUAUCCCCACUCCUAAUUCCAGAUAUAAACCCUAGGGGAAUAUCCACACAGCCAAUGGCAGCUCCAGGCUCUGAAGCAAUGUCUCCAUUGCAAAUUACAGAUGAAGAUACUGAAGCAAUGUCCAAAGUGCUAAUGACUGCCCUGGCCUCUGGAGAGAUAUCUUCAUUGCUAAUGUCUGGCACCGACUCUGAAGCGAUAUCAUCACUGAUAAUGUCAGCUCUAGCUUCUGGAGAAACAUCAACUCAGCCAACAAGCACCCAAGACUCUGAGGGAAUGUCUACCAUGCUCAUGUCAGGCCCAGACUCUGGAGUCAUGUCUUCACUGCUAAUGUCAGCUUCAGACCCUGGAGCAAUGUCCACACCGCUUCUGUCAGUCCCAGAAGCUGGAGAAAUGUCCACAUUACCAAAGCCAGCCCCAGAGGUUGAGGCAAUGUCCCCGCUGCUAAUGACAGGCCUAGGCUCUGCAGUGAUGCCUGCUCAACUGAUGCCAGCCCCAGUUUCUGGAGUGAUGUCCUCACAGUUAACACAAAAUCUAGACUCUGAAAUCAUGUCUCCUUCAUCAAUGAGAGCAACAGCCUCUGGAACAAUGUCCACACUGCCAGUGAGAGUUUCAGACUCAGGAGUGAUGAGAGCUCCUGCUUCAGGAAGUAUGUUGACAUUGAAGAAGACAGUCCCAGCCUCUGGAGCUAUGUCUGCCCCACUGAUGGCAGUCACCAACUCUGGAGUGACAUUCACAGAGCAAAUGCCAACUACAGCCUCUAGAGUGAUGUCCACACAGUUACCGAUGGCCAAAACAGGAUCAACACCCACAAGCUUUAUGAAAGGUAUGGCUAGUGAAGCAACAUCCACACAGAGAAUGAGAGCCUCAGCUUCUGGAAUGAUGUCCACACAGCUAGUUACAGCCACAGCCUCUGAAACAACGUGUGUGCCACAACUGACAGCCCCAGCCUCUGGAUUGAUAUCCAUGCAUCAAAUCAGAUCUCCAGUUUCUGGAGCAAUGUGCAUGUCACAGAUGAGGAACACAGUCUCAGGACUGACAUCUACACCACAAAUGAGAGCCACAGCAUCUGGAGCAAUGUCCACCCCACUAAUGACAGCCAAAGCCUCUGGAUCAAUGUCCACACCUUUCAUGAGAGAUGCAACCUCAGGUGUGAUGUCCAUGCCACAAACGAUAGCUCCAGCUUCUGGAGCAUUGUCUAAGCCACUAACAACAUCCAAAGCCUCUGGAACAAGGUUCAUGCAACAAAUGACAAUGGCAUCUUCUGGAGUGAUGUCCACACCACUAAUGAGAGACAUAGCUUCUGGAACUCUGUCCAUGCCACAAAUGACAGACACAGCCUUAGGAGGCCCAGAAGGGGUGUCCACACUGCUAACAAGAGCCACAGCCUCUGGAGCAAUGUCCACAUCACAAAUGACAGUCACAGCCUCUGAAGAUAUGUCCAUGCCUCUAAUGAGAACUCCAGGCCCUGAAGCAAUGCCCACAUCACUAAUGAGAGCCACAGCCUCUGGGAAGAUGCCCAGUCAUCCAGUGAACAUCCAGGACUCUGGAGGGAUGUCCACAUCUUUCAUGAGAUCCAUGACCUCAGGAGGGAUGCAGAUGAGAGCCCGGGCCUCUGGAGCAAUGUCUACACCACUAACGAGAACCUCAGAUUCUGAAGGGAUGUCCCCACUGCACACAAGAGCUUCAUCCUCUGGAGACAGGUCCCUGCCACUAAUGAGAUGCCCACCUUCUGGAGAGACAGCUACACCUCCAAGAGCCCCAGUUUAUGGAACAAUAUCUGCUCCACAAAUGACAGCCACAACUUCUGGAAUGAUGUCCAUGCCACAGGUGAAGGCUUCAGUUUCUGGAGUAGUGCCCACGCCACUAAUGAGAUCCACAGCCUCUGGAGGGAUGUCCACAGCACCGAUGAGAACUCCAGCUUCUAGAACAAGGUCCACUUCACAAAUGAUACCCACAGCUUCUGGAGACAUUUGCACACUCCCAAUGCGAGGUCCAGCCUCUGGAGGGAUAUCCCCACCACUAGUCAGAGCACCAGUCUCUGGAGUCACUUCCACACCACUAAGGAGACCCUCAGUCUCUGGAGCUAUGUCCACAGAGUUCAUGAGACCUCCAGUCUCUGGAAAGAUGUCCACUGCACCACCAACAAACAUGGCCUCUGGGGGGAUGUCCAAGCAAUCAAUGAGAACAACAGUGUCUGGAACAACGCCCAUGCCUUUGAUGUCAGCCAUGGCUUCCGGAGAGAUGUCUGUGCCACUAAUGAAAACCAUGGCCUCUGGAGAAAUGCCACAAACAACAUACACAGCUUCUGGAGGGAUGGUUAAGCCACCAAUGAGAGUCUCAACUUCUGGAUCAGUAUCUACACCACCUAUGAGAGCCUCAGUUUCUGGAACAAUGUCCACACCACUACUGAAAACCAUGGCCUCUGGAGGGAUAUCCAUGCCACAAAUGACAGCCACAGCCUCUGGAGGGAUGUCCACACCGCUAAUGAGGACCCCAGCCCCUGGGGCAAUGUCCACACCACAAACAGCCUUUGGAAAGAUGAACACUCCAGAAAUCAAAGCUACAGACACCGGAGGGGCAUCUACCUCUCACAUCAAUGUCACAGCUUCGGGAUCAAAGUCCACACCACAUAAGACUGCCUCAACCCCUGGAACAACAAACCAGCCACCAAAGGAAGUGCCAUCCUUUGGAAUGUUGACCCCAGCACUCUGUUACCUCUUAGAAGAGCAAGAAGCAGCCCGGGGUUCAUGCUCUGUGGAGGAUGAGAUGGAAAUUGAUGAGGAGAAGCAAAUGAAGGGAUUUUUGAAUGAUUCAGAGAAAAUGGCAUUUCUGGUGUCUCUUCAUCUAGGGGCGGCAGAGAGGUGGUCCAUCUUGCAAAUGGAAGUAGGAAAUCCCCUAUCAAAUGAAAAUAAAUCUUUCCUGAGCAGAUCACAGGGCUUAUAUGACUCUCUAUCUGAGAUAGACAUCCUCAGUGCUGUUCUUUGCCAUCCCAAGCAGGGCCAGAAGUCAGUCAGGCAGUAUGCCACCGACUUCCUGCUGCUGGCCCGACAUUUGUCUUGGUCUGAUGCCAUUCUACGGACCAGGUUUCUGGAAGGACUCUCGGAAGCUGUUACCACCAAAAUGGGUCGGAUCUUCCUGAAGGUGGCCGGCAGCCUAAAGGAGCUGAUAGACAGAUCUCUCUACACAGAGUGCCAGCUGGCUGAAGAGAGGGAUUCCCCAGGCAACUCAAGCCAGGUUUUGCCGACAGCCUGUAAGCGGAAUAAUGAGGAGGCCAUGGAGAAUGAACUGAGCUCUCAGCAGCAGACAGAGGAGCACCAACAUGUUCCCAAACGCUGUUACUACCUGAAAGAGCAUGGAGACCCACAGGAGGGACUUCAUGACCACCUUCGACAGAGCAUAGGCCAUCAGAAGGCCCCCACCAACAAGUAGUACUCCUGGGACUCUUCUGUGACAUCUGACUUGGCUGCUAACUUGAGAACUGGUCCCUGGACCCAUUCCAUUCAACUACAUCAUAAACCUUGUUGCCUUCGCCCUCUAGCCUCCCCCUCUAGGCACAUCCCACUUUAUCUCCCACUUGGCUGCCUUGACCUUCUCUUUCACCCACAUGCCUGUGACCUGCCCUGACAAUCAGAGUGUGAACUCCCUUUACCAUCAAGGCCAGUCCUAUUCAUUGGUCCAGGGAGAAGUCUAGGCAGGAGAAAUCAUGUCCUACCUCAAAAACACCUUAGAGUGUCUUGCCGUAUGUCACCAGGCAAACUUGAGGAAACCCUGGUUCCAUUCCACCUGGCAGGGGAGCCUAUAAAGAGUGAUACCCACUUGUGUACCAUCCUUUUAAACCAGUUGACUUGCCCUUGUAUGCCCCAACUCAUAGUACCUAAAAUGGGUCUUCAGGGUCCUUACCCUGUUUAUAGUUUCCAUCCUGAACCAUUUGUUUUGACCCAUAUUAAUAAUAAUGAUAAUAAUAAUAAUAAUGAUAGUAAUGGCUAACAGUUAUUGAUAAUGUACCAUGUGACAGGUACUGGGCUAAACUCUUGACAAGCACCAUCUCACCACAUUGUUAAAGUAACCCCACUUGUUCUUGUGUUGUAAGCUUCUGACCUCUUGAUCUGUUGUUUAUUGCCCUUGUCUUGUCCUUCAGUGUGGAAUCUCUAGCUCUGACCUCUUGGUAACUCCCCUCAGUUGUUAGCUGCCCUCACUCUCCUUGGCUGUUGUGCUUCGUGGCCAGCAUUCUUGAUAAGGGUUUUGGUCUUUCAACAGGCAUAGAUGUUAGAACAUAACAUGAGCAGUGUUUGCCUUCA
Messenger RNA from Marmota monax (woodchuck), 5007 nucleotides. It is a transcript of the gene Rtl9, whose product is annotated as retrotransposon Gag like 9. The transcript has 2 exons. The coding region runs from base 56 to 4138 and encodes 1360 amino acids. The record is from RefSeq and is a predicted model, not a curated record. Lineage: Eukaryota; Metazoa; Chordata; Mammalia; Rodentia; Sciuridae.